GGCCGGCGCUGCUCCAGCUGGAGCCCUGGCAAGGGCGGGACCCACCUACAGCCCGCAGGAGUGAGGACCUCUCUCCACACUUACUCCGGAGUGAGGAGUCUCUCCAGGACUAAGCACUGUCCCUCUGGCGGUGGCCAGACCGCCUGGACUUCUCCAGAGGAAGGGUGGAUGCCGGGCAGGCCGGCUGUCUGAGGCUCACUCCCGCCACCUAGAGGCCACUGCUCAAAGUGGUGUCGUCCUACCUGGACCUCAGACUCCCCUCACCUUGCCUGGGGCUGCACCCCUCCCGCUGCACUGGUGGUGGCCCCCAGUUCCCCAUCUUGGAAGCCAUCUGACUCCUACCUGUCCCAUUCACCUCCUCCUCCACAUGGCCUGCCCUGUCCUGGGCCAGGUUCCCCACAAACUGAACCCUCUGCUGGGCUUCCUGGCCAUCCUCCUCGUGGGCCAUGGAGGCUUGGUCUCCAUGGCCUGCAGUGUCACUGGGCCUCAACUGAGAUGCACAGAGACAGACCAGGCUCCUAGAGCUGUCUCUGUGGCGGAGCCCUGGACCCCCAGAGGUAGGGACCACCUGGCUCCCCACGGAGGGGGAGCGAAGGCCAGGGUGGCCGGGCAGGGGAAUGACGCCCCGUCCUCACAUCCUGGCUUCCGUGCACAGACUGACACUCACGGGCUGCGAAGACACCAGCUGCGCUGAGACCGUUGUUGAAGCACUUUCUGAGACGUGCGACACGGGUGCCAGUGCCCCGUCCUCACUGCAGCUCCCUCAGCUGCGGCCCCUCUUUGCUGUGGGCACCUGGCCCCGCCCUGGGACACGGUUCACUGCUCCACCCCUAACCCAGGAAACACUGCCUCUGCCAGAGCAGCCACCUCCUCUGCCUCCAGACCUGCCGUCUGUGUCUCCUGUGCCUCUGCCUCCCUACCUCCUGCCCUCCCAGCAGCUGGGUAGGGUCACAGGGCUUCCAGACCACUGCCCACCUCCCAGUCCAGGGACCCUGUUGUACCUUGGGGUGCAGCCCUCCGAGUCUCCGCCCCCCUCUAGGGGCCCACUGCUCAGCAUGCACCCCAGCCAGCUGGUGGCCUAUGCCUCUGCCACCUGCAGACAGAGGACAAAGACCCCAGGGCCCCAUCCCUGGGGUUCAAAAAGCAGGGUCUUCAUUCUUAACCAGCUCUUUAGUCAUGCUUGAGAGUCCAUGCACUGACGUCUUCGUGGCUGGAAACAUCCAGCACGGCCAGACCCUUAGCAGCACCCCUUACGCAAAGCCCCUUACACGGGAUGGCGGGAGGCCUCCACUGGCCAGGGGCCAUCGCCCAGGGAGAGUCUUCAGGCUAGUUCCCUGGGGGAUCUGCCUGCCCACUCCCCUCCCAGGCACUUUGCACUCGUCCAUCCCCAUCCUGUGCAGACAGCGGAUGGAAACUGGCCUUGGGGCUGGCUCCGUGGCAGCAACCUGCUCCAGGGGGCCGUGCUGAUGGCUCAGACACUACCCCAUGGGAGCCCAGGCCACAGUUGGGUGUCUGGGACAAACACUUCUUGGCGGCAAGGUGAGGCCCUGAGAGGCUUGUCAUUGGACUCUACUAGACAGAGGGCUGCUCCCUGCUGGCUGUGUGGGUUGACCUCCCUCCCCUGGGCUCCGAGCUCUGUUGGGUCCCAGUUGUGGCACUUGGAGGGGGUACCAGCCCGAGGUAGCAUUUCUCUGAGCAGUCCUCCGGUCCAGCUUUGAAGUCCUUGCAGCCUAAUCUCCUGGACUCCAUUCUCUAGGGUUCCUGCUGGUUUGUUACGGGACCCUGGCCAGCAACUUGUUCUGGCCAUCUGUCAUCAGUCGAGAGGGAUUGAAAGGUGUGUGGCUCCAGCUUCCCCAGGGUCCCUGGUGUUGGACCCCCAGAUGUUCCACCCCCUCCAGCAAACCACCCAGCAUCUGCAUCACUGGAGAAGUGGCAGACAUCGAUGAUGCUGACCUCCUCCUGCCAGGCCACCCCUUCAAUUUAGUGCAGUCUGACCCCUCCCUCCCGCUGCGAGGGCAUUGACCAUGUAACUGCCUGUGCUCUGUCCUCUACCCUGUCCUCAGUGCAUCGUCCUGACAGGAGCCGCUGGGGACAUCCCAUUGCACAGACAGGGAGACUGAGGCACAGAAUGGCCAGUGACUUAUUUGAAGUGGCAGCCCAGGAUGCGCAUCCGAUGGGCUGACUGCCGCAGCAGGGUCCCUUGGCGCCCAGCGGACCCAACUCCAGCCUCCCCAUCUCCGCAACUGGCUACUGCUCCCUCCCAGCUCCAGGCUCCCCGCAGGCUGCCUGGAGGCCAGGAUCUGGGGCACAGCGCGCAGGGCGUGUCCACGCCCGCACGACUUGGCUCUGGGGCGCGGGAGUCAGAGGCCGGUGCCCCGCGACGGCGCCGGGGCGGCGGGGAGAGGAGGAAGAGGAGUGCUCAAAAAAGGUUGAGAGGGGAAAGACUCUAAGGUGCAUAGUGGGCCCUGCCUCCCUUCCCCCGCUGCUCCAGAGCGGAAGAUCCACGGCGAGGUCCUGGGGUCCACGCUGCAGCGGGAACUCACGUCCUAGCCUCAAGCGCCAACGCAAGUCCAAAGCUAACGGGACCGCGCCGGGGCUUGUGGGACUGUUAGUCCUCCUUUCCCGCAGGUCUUCGGCGACAUCCCGAGCGAAGACUACAAUUCCCAAGAAGUUGUGCGCGACCGCAUGGAUCAUGGGAGUUGUGGUCCAGAACGGGAGAGCGCGCGCGAGGCGGAUAGGCGCCGGAACUACGUGUCCCAGGGUGCAGCGCGGCGGGCGCGGGGGCCGGGGGUUUGAACGAAGGGUCUCCCUCGCCCGCAAGACUGCGUCGGCUGCGGCGGGUGCGGGAGGCGGCGACGGCGGAGACUGGCGUCGGUGGCGGCAGGUUGAGGCUGGCGCGGUGGGCGCUGGGGGCGCUGCCCCUGAGGCAAUGAUGGGCAAGGAGGAGGAGAUUGCGCGCAUCGCCCGGAGGCUGGACAAGAUGGUGACCAAGAAGAGCGCGGAGGGAGCCAUGGACCUGCUGCGGGAGCUGAAAGCCAUGCCGGUCACUCUGCACCUGCUCCAGUCCACCCGGGUCGGCAUGUCUGUCAACGCCCUGCGGAAGCAGAGCUCCGAUGAGGAGGUCAUCGCGCUCGCCAAGUCACUCAUCAAGUCCUGGAAGAAGCUGCUGGAUGCUUCGGAUGCCAAAGCCAGGGAGCGGAGGAGGGGCGGGCCUCUGCCCACGUCCUCGAAGGAGGGCUCUGAGGCCAAGGAUACCAGCCGCAAGAGGCCAGAGCUGCCCCGGAUGCUGUCAGCCCCGAGGAUGACCACGUUUCCCCCGGUGCCGGUCACCUGUGACGCUGUGAGGAACAAGUGUCGGGAGAUGCUCACAGCCGCCUUGCAGACGGACAGUGACCACAUGGCCACCAGUGCGGACUGCGAGCGCCUGUCGGCCCAGAUUGAGGAGUGCAUCUUCCGGGACGUGGGGAACACGGACAUGAAGUACAAGAACCGAGUUCGGAGCCGCAUCUCCAACCUCAAGGAUGCCAAGAACCCGGACCUGCGGCGGAACGUGCUGUGCGGUUCCAUCACACCCCAGCAGAUCGCCGUGAUGACGUCCGAGGAGAUGGCCAGUGACGAGCUGAAGGAGAUCCGCAAGGCCAUGACCAAGGAGGCCAUCCGCGAGCACCAGAUGGCCCGCACAGGUGGCACUCAGACCGACCUGUUCACCUGUGGCAAGUGCAGGAAGAAGAGCUGCACCUACACGCAGGUGCAGACCCGCAGCUCCGACGAGCCCAUGACCACGUUCGUCGUCUGCAACGAGUGUGGGAACCGCUGGAAGUUCUGCUGAGCCUCACGAAGGUGCGCCGGCAGCAGCCCUCCACCCUCCCAGCCUCCUGCCACCACGGCUCCUCUGAGACCUGCUUCGUGCCCUCACCUGCAGCACACCUUUCUCCCUCUCCCCAAAUUAUUAAAUGUUUCUUUUUGCCA
Messenger RNA from Artibeus jamaicensis (Jamaican fruit-eating bat), 3969 nucleotides. It is a transcript of the gene TCEA2, whose product is annotated as transcription elongation factor A2. Gene Ontology annotation, cellular component: nucleus. Bases 2693 to 3829 code for a protein of 378 amino acids. Lineage: Eukaryota; Metazoa; Chordata; Mammalia; Chiroptera; Phyllostomidae. Gene Ontology annotation, molecular function: nucleic acid binding; zinc ion binding. The record is from RefSeq and is a predicted model, not a curated record. The transcript is spliced from 11 exons. Gene Ontology annotation, biological process: transcription elongation by RNA polymerase II; DNA-templated transcription.